Messenger RNA from Sciurus carolinensis (gray squirrel), 4435 nucleotides. RefSeq names its product prenylcysteine oxidase 1 (gene Pcyox1). The coding region runs from base 73 to 1599 and encodes 508 amino acids. The transcript has 6 exons. The record is from RefSeq and is a predicted model, not a curated record. Lineage: Eukaryota; Metazoa; Chordata; Mammalia; Rodentia; Sciuridae. Gene Ontology annotation, biological process: prenylcysteine catabolic process; prenylated protein catabolic process. Gene Ontology annotation, molecular function: prenylcysteine oxidase activity.
GUGAGCGCGCAGACGCUCCGCGGCGUGAGGACUGCGGGGAGCUGGAGGCUGUUUGCUGCGCUUGGGAAGGCCAUGGGGCAUGUCGCCGGGGAGCUCGGCUUGUCGCUGCUGUGGCUGUGGCUGCGGCUGCUGCUGCUGCUGUGCAGUUGGGGGUGCCUCGGGAGCGCCGAGCUGCGGGCCCCACCGGAUAAGAUCGCAAUUAUUGGAGCUGGAAUUGGUGGCACUUCAUCAGCCUAUUAUCUGCGGCAGAAAUUUGGGAAAGAUGUGAAGAUUGACCUCUUCGAAAGAGAAGAGGUGGGGGGUCGUCUGGCCACCAUGACUGUGCAAGGGCAAGACUAUGAGGCAGGAGGUUCUGUCAUCCAUCCUUUAAAUCUGCACAUGAAGCGUUUUGUCAAAGACCUGGGUCUCUCCACUAUUCAGACUUCAGGUGGCUUAAUGGGAGUGUAUGAUGGUGAGACUCUGGUGUUUGAGGAGAGCAGCUGGUUUAUAAUGAACAUGAUUAAACUUGUUUGGCGCUAUGGAUUUCAGCCCCUCCGAAUGCACAUGUGGGUUGAAGAUGUGUUGGACAAGUUCAUGAGGAUCUACCGCUACCAAUCUCAUGACUAUGCCUUCAGUAGUGUAGAAAAAUUACUCCAUGCUGUAGGAGGGGAUGACUUCCUUGGGUUGCUUAACCGAACGCUUCAUGAAACCUUGCAGAAAGCAGGCUUCUCUGAGAAAUUCCUCAAUGAAAUGAUUGCUCCUGUCAUGAGGGUCAAUUACGGUCAAAGCACAGACAUCAAUGCCUUUGUGGGGGCAGUGUCACUGACUGCUGCUGAUUCUGGCCUUUGGGCAGUAGAAGGUGGUAAUAAACUUGUUUGCUCAAGGCUCCUUCAGGCUUCCAAGAGCAAUCUUAUAUCUGGCUCAGUAAUGUAUAUAGAGAAAACAGGGACCAAGCAGACAGGAAAUCCCACAAAGAUGUAUGAAGUGGUUUACCAAACUGGAUCUGAGACACGCUCAGACUUCUACGACAUCGUCUUUGUGGCCACUCCAUUGAAUCAAAAAAUGUCCAAUAUAACUUUCCUCAACUUUGAUCCUCCAAUUGAGGAAUUCCAUCAAUACUACCAACAUAUAGUGACGACUUUGGUUAAGGGAGAAUUGAAUUCAACUAUAUUUAGCUCUCGAGCCAAAGAUCAGUUUGGCCUCUCUACGGUUUUAACCACCGAUAGUUCAGAUAUGUUUAUUAACAACAUUGGGAUUGUGUCCUCUGUAAGAGAAAAGGACAGUCCUCAACCAUCAACAGAUGGAACAUAUGUUUGGAAGACUUUUUCUCCAGAAAUCCUUACUAAACAGCAAAUUUUAAAGCUCUUUUUGUCCUAUGAUUAUGCUGUGAAGAAGUCCUGGCUUGCAUAUCCUCACUAUAAGCCCCCGGAGAAAUGCCCCUCAAUCAUCCUCCAUGAUCGGCUGUAUUACCUCAAUGGUAUAGAGUUUGCAGCCAGUGCCAUGGAAAUGAGUGCCAUUGCAGCCCAUAAUGCUGCACUCCUUGCCUAUCACCGCUGGAAUGGGCACACAGACAUGAUUGACCAAGAUGGCCUCUAUGAGAAACUUAAAACAGAGCUAUGAAAUAAUAUUCUCUUUUUUCCUCUAACUGAUUCCCAAUGAGUAUCACUGGCAAAAAACAAAACAAAACAAAACAAAAAUCUGAGCAGAAAUGAUUUUGAAUGAGAUAUUUUGCCAUUUUCAUUGUUUAACAAAGUAAUCCUGUUGGGUCCUAAGAAAAUACAAGGUUCAAUGGAUAACUCUCGCCCUUAUGCCAUCUCCAAAAUUUCUUUCAAUAUCCAUUAGCAGCAUUUCCCAAGCUCAUCUGAUCAAUAAGAAUCACCUGGAGUUCAUUAAAUGUGGAUUCUCAAGCUUCUCUCUUUGAGAUUCUAACUCAGUAGGUUCAGGUGUGGGACCCUGGAGUUUGAUCACAAUCUAAAUUGUUUUAAGAUGAGCACUUGAGGAAGAACUAUCUUAGUUGGGUACUUGUUCAUUUGAGCUUCACAGCUGAAUUAAAUGCUUAGAUAAAACUACUCUGGAAGUAGAUAUGUAAGUCUGGCUCUUAGUAAUUUAUAUGCCUUUUUGAUGUAAAAAAUAUACCCAUGCCUAAAGCCUUUUUGAUUAUAUUUUUGAUUUUAUUAGGGGUAAAAUUCAGAAGUCAUAGAGUGUAAUCUUAAGAUUACAUGGGCUAUUGAAUUAAGAAAUUGGCAUGCUAGGCAAGCACUCUGCUACUGAACCACAGCCUUAGCCCUGGCAUUCUAAUACUAAGUCCUCACUUGAGCUUUUUAAAAUUAUUGAUACACCUUCACAAUCAGAGAUUAGGAUUUAAUGGAUUGAGGAUACUACCAGGGCAUUAUAAAAUUUCUAAUGUACAACUAGAGAAUAGAUGGGGGGAUUAAAAUGUCUAUAAAGGGGUUUAAAAAAGUGCCUUAAAAGUCUUAAGGAACUCAAAACAUCAGAGCAGAUCCACUGCAAGGAAUUUCUCAAUGAGAACUUCAGAAUUAAUUUUGAUAGUAAGAAACACAGCCUAACAGCAGAGGCAACUUCCAUAACCCUGAGCAGUUGGCAUUAGAGUGGAAUAUUCAGAAUGCUACUAAGUUUAGUCAAGUUCAGAACAGUUUUGGAAUGUUAAAUGCAUCAGUUCCUGUAGCAUGUAAAGUGAGAAGUUGGUUGCUGAAAUCUCAAAAGCAAUGGCUCUCAACUUUGGUUGCACAUUAGAAUCGACUGUAAGGCUUAAAGCUUCCUGUGCGGAGCCAAACUUGAGAACCACCAGUUCUACAUCUGCUGUACAGAGAUUGUGAAUGAGUGUCAUAGUCACUGGUAGAAGAGAACCGGUAAAAAGCUUAUGCAUUAACAAUAACUGAAACCAGGUUAAUGUGCCAGAUUAUGGCAGUAGCUACUUUAGCAAAAUGGUAUAAGAAAAUGCUGAUUCUUAGCAUUGUUUCUUCCCUGCUGCAUCUGUGAAUAUUAAUAUCUGAAAAAACUGCCAAGAUAUAUUUGAUAUAGAGGCAGGAAUUAAAUUCAUGGUUUGUCAAAGGUUUAUAUUUUUUCUAAUUUUAUUCUUAAGUAUGUUAAGAGGCAUUUAUGUUCUUUUGUGGUUUUUAAUGAAGAUUAUUUGUAGAGAAUGCAACACUGUUAUAUGAUUCAGUAGUCCCCCCUAUCUGAGGGGAAUUAUGUUGGAAUACUUCUAGUGGAUUCCUGAAACUGUGGACAUUAUAUAUGACAGUGUAUGAACCCCAUAUAUACUAUCUUUUCCUAUAUAUCUAUACGUAGUUUAAUUUAUAAAUUAGGCACAGUAAGAUUAACAAUAACCAUAAAACAAUAAUAUAAAAAAUGUUAUUUUAAACUUAUUUCUGCCAUUUUCCACUUACUACGUUCAGACUGUGGUUGACGAAGGGUAAAUUAAACCAUGGAAAAUGAAACCAUAGGUAAGAGAGGACUACUGUAAAUAUUGGUAAAUACUGAUGAAAUGAUUUAAUUUUUAUCAUUUGUAGACUUGUUUUACAAUGGGUUAUAUUUUUUCUUAUAAGAAUACCUGUUUGAAAUGUGGAUUUUAUAUCAAACCUACUGAUUAAAAUUUCCAAUAGGGUAUCUGAAAUUGCUUCCUCAAAACCAAAAUAGGUUCUAAGCAGGAGUAUUAGGUAGUUUCAGUAUUAAAAAUAAAGUUUUUAUUAGAAGAAAAACUACUAUUAAAGCCUGCUACUCCAGGCCUAUUAGAUAGUUUUAACGUAUCUACAGCAUUAAAAGAAUAAUUUUAUUAAAAGAAAAAUACUGUCAAGUUUUGCUAACUCCAGGAGACCACUUUUUUUUUUUCAGAAGAGACUGGGAGAAAUGAUGUAGGGGCAGAAUGAUGUCAAUUCUACUCCAGUUGUUCUCCAACUGAAUUGACUAUGCAUCAGAAUUAUCUGGAAUGCUCAUGAAAACACUGCUGGGCCCCACUCUUAGAAUUUUUUACUCACCAGGUUUGUAGUGGGAUACAAAAACUUACCCUAUUAAGUUCCAAGGUGAUGCUAUUAUCUUAGGAAUCACACUUGGAGAAAUGGUUCUACGAUUUAGCUCUGUGUGGUUGCAAAAAUUACCAUUGGUGAAAACAGAAAUGCUGAAGAAUGUAUUGGACUUCAUGUCAACUCACUUUAUUGUGAUUUAGUUUGACCCCUUUAGCUGUUCUUUUUGUUGUAUAGUUUCUAUAAGUAGGAAAUAUUAUGUCCACACCCUUCAUUGUGUCAAGAAAACUUAAGAUAUUCCCUUAUGUAUACAUCAUUCUCCACAGUUUUAACUGGUUUGCAGGCUUUUUUUAGAUCAUAAAAAUAGGCCUUAAACAUUUGCUUGGAAUGUUUAAGGUUAGGCUUAAUAAUACAACCAUCUGUAAUAACUCUCUCAUUAGAGCUUGUAAGCCAUAAAUAAAAUUUCAUGAACUCGA